AUGGCUCCGAAGGCUGCUGUGGCACAGAAGAGGCUGCGAGCCCGCAAGACGAAGAGCCAGCUUUACAAAGCUCCUGGCGGGGCGGCGAAAAGAAUGGCGAAGCUCCGAUCGUCCAUCACCCCGGGAACCGUCUUGAUUCUCCUUUCCGGAGGACACCGUGGCAAGCGUGUGGUCUUUUUGAAGCAACUCUCCCCGUCUGGACUGUUGCUGGUCACCGGUCCCUUCAAGGUGAACGGUGUCCCGUUGCGCCGUGUCAACCAGCGUUACGUCAUUGCCACCAGCACCAAGGUCGAUAUCUCGGGUGUGAACCUCUCCAGCAUCAAGGACGAGCAGUUCGGCGCCUCCAAGAAGGCGAAAUUCGCGGAGCGCAAGGCGAGAAAGAAGCAGGAUGAGGGAAUGUUCGUGCAGCAGGCUGAUGGCAAGACCAAGCAGGCUCUGCCCGCAGAGAUGAAGCAGCUUCAGGACUCUGUCGACAAGGCACUGCUGGCUUCCCUUAGCAAGGACAAGUUGCUUACGCAAUACCUGAAGACCCGCUUCACUCUUCGUGACACCAUGCGUCCCCAUGAGAUGAAAUUCUAA
This is a messenger RNA of Besnoitia besnoiti, 579 nucleotides long. RefSeq names its product ribosomal protein RPL6. The transcript has a single exon. Gene Ontology annotation, molecular function: RNA binding; structural constituent of ribosome. Lineage: Eukaryota; Apicomplexa; Conoidasida; Eucoccidiorida; Sarcocystidae. Gene Ontology annotation, biological process: ribosomal large subunit assembly; cytoplasmic translation. The coding region runs from base 1 to 579 and encodes 192 amino acids. The record is from RefSeq and is a predicted model, not a curated record. Gene Ontology annotation, cellular component: cytosolic large ribosomal subunit; ribosome.